CAACCUCACGGAUGACAUACAUCUCGAUGAGAAGCUUUGGAAAUAUUGUAACCGAGUUCAUAACAUGACCUCUGGUGUUGGUCGCGCCUGCUGGACACUCUCAUGAACUACAGUACGUCAUCGAUUUUCUAAGGUUCGCGCUUGCAGCUCUAGGGGCAAUUGUCUCGACAACCGCCACCAAGCCUUCCACACACGCUAUCCAUGGACCCAACAUGCAUGAAAGAUGCCCUUGAAAGCUGCGUCGGUCUCGAAUCAGGUCGUUCGAAAACGCAAAAGAAAGGCGCAAGACGAACAUCCGGAGCAUUCCCAGCGUUCCGCUAAGUCGCAAACGCCAGUGCUCGAUGAUGAAGGCCAAGAUAACUUGAGCAAUGCAGCAAAUGAUAGCACGACGACCACGAGUGUUCCCACCAAGACCUACUAUGGCGGCAAGAAGCCGCGACGAACGACGAAAGCGAAGAAACCCGCACUGGUACGACGCGCCUCAUCGACAUUGGUUGAAUCAUCAAUGCCAUGGCCGGAGCACUUUACAAAACUACAGCAAGUGCACCGCGCGCUCAAUCUCGUCUACACUUUCUGCUGCACGCGCAAGCAGCUCGCCACAACUCUCGAUAAUCUUAGAGCGACAGUUGAAGGGCACAUCAAGCGCGCGCUGCUUACCGAAGACGUCGCACAGAUCACAGCCUUGAUACCCCGGGCUAUCAACUUCGCCUACGUCGACGAAGCUAUGCUGCAAAUAAAUCUGAUGGGUCAAGAGGACAACAUGAAAGGAAGGAGAGCGCAAGAUUUCCUUAUCAUGCAGCCUGAGCCGGACAAGGGCGAACACCGAGAGGUGUUGCUCUUCGAGUUCAUCGACGGAGACCUGAAGCGUCAGGUUCAGAAUGCGAAAACUGGAGAACCUAUAAGAGCGACCCAGAGGCUACGCCAUGAAGAGCUCAAAAUGCCGGUGUUCAGUCAAAAGCAGAUGAUGAACCUAAUAGAGAAGCGCAACGCCAAGUUUACCUCGGCCAUCAAUGCAUUUCUGGACCAAUGCGCAGAAGAAGGACGCAGCGCAGUAGAGAUACUCAAAGAGACGUCCUUGAUGUUCAUACCCCAGCCUACAGAAAGCCGCGGCUCUACCCUAGGGCCCCAAGUGUCGAAACUACCAACGUCCAUACCAAUUGAGCGAAAGAGUAUACCGGAGAUUGUGGAUGAAAUGAAGGCUCUUGAAUGGUACUCUGGCCAGAUUGUACCGGACGGCCAUCGAGUAUUUGACCCACAACCUCCCAUUUAUGGCGACCUCAACUUUGCUAUGUCUCAAAACCUCGUCAAUGCGUUGUACAACAGAAGUAACAUCACACAGCUGUAUGCACACCAAGCUGAGGCUAUCAACAACCUUUAUGAGGGAUAUAAUGUCAUUGUGUCAACGUCAACCAGUUCAGGCAAAUCCCUGAUCUACCAGAUUCCUGUUCUUCAUCAGCUGGAGCAGGAGCCAGAGACAAGGGCGAUGUAUAUUUUCCCCACAAAAGCGCUGGCACAAGAUCAAAGGAAGAGUAUGAAAGAGCUGCUACGCUUUAUGGACGGCAUGCAAGACAUCAUCGUGGAGACAUUUGACGGAGAUACGGCUAUGUCAGACCGUGACUACAUCAGAGAUGAGGGUCGAGUCAUCUUCACGAACCCGGACAUGCUACACCUAACAAUCUUGCCUCAGGAAGAAGCCUGGCGAACGUUUCUUCAGAAUCUUCGUUUUGUUGUUGUAGAUGAGUUGCAUGUCUACAAUGGUUUAUUUGGAGCUCACGUUGCUAUGAUCAUGCGCCGAUUGCGCAGGAUAUGCGCUGCGUUGGGUAACCGACACAUCAAGUUCAUAUCUUGCUCUGCAACGGUUGCGAACCCAGAAACCCACAUGAAAACCAUCUUCGGCGUUGAUGAGGUCAGACUGACCGACUUCGAUGGCUCACCGUCUGGCCGAAAAGAGUUUCUGUGCUGGAACACACCCUUCAAAGACCCAGGCGAUCCAACUUCAGGUCGCGGUGACUGCAACACUGAGACCGCAAAGCUCUUUUGUCAAUUAAUCUUGAGGGGCGUAAGGGUCAUUGCGUUCUGUCGAGUACGAAAGCAAUGCGAGGCGUUACAGGCGGCCAUCAAGACAGAGCUGACGAUUCUUGAACGAACAGAGGUUACCGGACGAGUCAUGUCAUACCGAGGCGGUUACACGCCUCAAGACAGACGGCAGAUUGAGCGGGAGAUGUUUGAUGGUAAGCUGUUGGGCAUCGUGGCGACCACUGCGCUAGAGCUUGGUGUCGACAUCGGAUCCCUAGACUGCGUACUCACCGUCGGUUUCCCGUACACUAUCGCGAAUCUUCGUCAACAAAGUGGACGUGCUGGAAGACGAAACAAGGACUCUUUGUCAGUCUUAGUCGGUGAUUGUUUCCCAACAGACCAGUACUACAUGCAGAAUCCGGAAGAGAUCUUCACCAAACCGAAUUGCGAACUUCAAGUCGAUCUGGAGAAUAUGCUGGUGCUCGAAGGUCACGUUCAGUGUGCUGCACACGAGAUGCCGAUCACCGUUGAGGCAGACACAGCAUACUUUGGUCUGCUGCUACCGAAGAUCGCUAGAGAGCGAAUGCGCAGAGAUGGCAACGGAUUCUACCAUUGCAACGAGCGCUUCCUGCCCCAGCCAUCUCGAUUGGUAGCUAUUCGCGAUACUGAAGACACCCACUUUGCCAUCAUUGACGUCACACAUGGCAAGAAUACGGUUCUGGAGGAACUGGAAGCCUCACGCGCCUUCUUCACGAUCUACGACGGCGGCAUCUUCCUGCACCAGGGUAAUACAUAUCUGGUCAAAGAGUUCAGUCAAGAGCGAAUGAUCGCUAAGGUGGAAUAUGUGAAGGUGGAUUGGACGACCCAGCAGCGUGACUAUACCGACAUCGAUCCCGUCGAGACAGAAGCUAUUCGCAGAAUUCCCGGUUCACGAUCGAGAGCUUUCUUUGGGCCUAUCAAGAUCCAGCAAAUCGUCUACGGCUUCUUCAAGAUUGACAAGAAGCGACGCAUCCUCGAUGCCGUACAGGUCGACAACCCUCCAAUCAUCCUUUUCUCAAAAGGCAUGUGGCUCGACGUUCCGAAGUCAGCUAUGGACAUCUUAAAAUCCCGCAGACUUAACAUCGCUGCCGGCAUCCACGCCGCAGAACACUCGGUACUGUCUCUCAUGCCCAAUUACGUCAUCAGCAUGCCCGGCGAUGUACGCACCGAGUGUAAGUUUGCUGUUAAAGAAUUUGCAAAGAAGGAAACACAGCGCAAGCGGCCCGCUCGGCUCACUUUCUACGAUGCCAAGGGAGGCGCAAGCGGGAGCGGCAUAUCCACAAAGGCUUUCGAGCACGUUGACUCUCUACUUGCACAAGCAUGCAAACGUCUUCAGACGUGCCACUGUUUGGAGGGCUGCCUCGAGUGCUGCAAUGAUGAUCGCUGCAAACAUGCCAACCAAGUUAUGAGCAAGGCUGGCGCAAUGGUCAUUGUCAUGUGCUUGUUGGGUCGAGAGAAAGAGAUCGACAUCGACGCGCUGCCUUGGGGUGAAGAGGAUACAGUGCAGGCGUGUAUUGAAACUGUCGUCGAGGCAGAGAUGGUACGAAUGGCGAGGGGGAAGGUAGUUGAUGGCGUACUAAUCAAGGAAGAAGAGGAGGACGAGGAUCAUUUCGCGAGGAGUAUUCAUAUGUUUGGUGGCGAGCGCUCCUUCAUUGGUGUGCACAAGCACAAGCCGGUUCUUGGGAAGGCAGGGGAGACAUACGGCUCUUGGGCUUGAACGUUUUAUGUGUAAGCCACAAAACUAUUUAGUGACCCCCUAUUUCCUCCUCACUACACCUAAAACUCAAGGCAUGCUCGGGGUCGGCGCGCCCUUGCCCAGCUUGAAGUGGCCAGGCAUCAAGUUGAUGAACACAGAUGCAGGAUCAUACUUGGCCGACACCGCUUUUAACUUCUGAACAUUGGUCGCGCCGUAACUGCCGAUUGGGUCUUCAAAUUGCGAUGCGUAGAUCAUGUAAAUGUAGUCAUUGUCCAC
Messenger RNA from Didymella exigua CBS 183.55, 4027 nucleotides. RefSeq names its product P-loop containing nucleoside triphosphate hydrolase protein. The record is from RefSeq and is a predicted model, not a curated record. The transcript has a single exon. Gene Ontology annotation, molecular function: ATP binding; nucleic acid binding. Lineage: Eukaryota; Fungi; Ascomycota; Dothideomycetes; Pleosporales; Didymellaceae. Bases 224 to 3772 code for a protein of 1182 amino acids.